This is a messenger RNA of Cucurbita maxima (winter squash), 969 nucleotides long. RefSeq names its product 60S ribosomal protein L13-1. Gene Ontology annotation, biological process: translation. The coding region runs from base 141 to 761 and encodes 206 amino acids. Lineage: Eukaryota; Viridiplantae; Streptophyta; Magnoliopsida; Cucurbitales; Cucurbitaceae. Gene Ontology annotation, cellular component: ribosome; cytosolic large ribosomal subunit. Gene Ontology annotation, molecular function: RNA binding; structural constituent of ribosome. The transcript is spliced from 5 exons. The record is from RefSeq and is a predicted model, not a curated record.
GGGUUAUCCUCUUCCGUAUCUCAUUGCAUGUGGCUAUACGAAUGGCUUCUCAUCUUUGUAUUUUGGUUGCAAUUUGAAAUCCGUGUGAAUAUUGUAAAAGAUAAUUCUAUUGUACUAAUUUCUCCUUCUAAAGGUAAAAAAUGAAGCACAACAAUGUUAUCCCUAGCGGUCACUUUAGGAAGCACUGGCAAAACUAUGUCAGGACCUGGUUCAACCAACCUGCCCGGAAAACCAGAAGAAGAAAUGCUCGUCAAGAGAAAGCUGUGAAGAACUUUCCCCGUCCAACUGCUGGACCACUCCGUCCCAUUGUUCACGGGCAGACAUUGAAGUACAACAUGAAAGUGAGGGCUGGGAGGGGCUUCUCUCUCGAGGAAUUGAAGGCUGCUGGUAUUCCCAAGAAACUAGCACCAACAAUUGGAAUAGCAGUUGACCAUCGUCGAAGGAAUCGCUCUCUCGAAAGUCUACAGGCUAACGUGCAGAGGCUGAAGACUUACAAGGCCAAGGUGGUUGUCUUCCCAAGACGUGCUCGCAAAUUCAAGGCUGGUGAUUCAACUCCGGAGGAGCUUGCAAAUGCCACUCAAGUCCAAGGACCAUACCUGCCUAUUGGACGUGAGAAGGCCCCAGUAGAGCUUGUGAAGGUCACUGAGGAGAUGAAAUCAUUCAAGGCUUACGACAAGCUACGUAUUGAGAGGACAAAUGAACGACAUGUCGGUGCUAGAUUGAAGAGAGCAGCAGAGGCCGAGAAGGAAGAGAAGAAGUAGAUUGCUAGAAAAACUGCUUAGAGGUCUUCCUAUUUUCCUAAUUUUUGGUAUUUAUUUUUACAACAUUUUGCGCUUGACAUAUCUUCUGGACUUAAUUUGGUAGAUGAAAGUUCCGAGUUCAUGGAUUGAACGGUUAUUUACCUUGGUUUUGCUCAUGUAGUAUUGUUACUUCGUUGUGGUUUAUUGCACCCAAAGUAGCUUUGCAGUC